UUUCGUGCUUCGAUGCGGCAAGACUCGUUUCGCCGGUGGCGGUUUGAUCGUCAGUUUCGGUGAAGGUUUUUUUUGUGGAGUGCCACCCCUAGAAUCAUCCCGGUAAUGCCAGGUUACGUCAAUCGGCGGAGACGACGAUAGUGUGUCGGGAGUUUCAGUAGUUGUUGUUGGUGUGACUUGCCGCGCUUAAACCAGCCGGUGAAGGGAGGCACCGUAAUCGUUAUCACUACCCACGACUAAGCAAGGUUGAUCAUAGACGGUGGUGGUUCGACGACGAAACCUGCAACCAAUUUUCGGCAGAACAUUCGUUGCGUUGCCGUCGCGGGGCUUAGACCGAAAUCAUCCUGCCCGAGCCUGAACACAACUGGCAUUUGAUGGGCUGAUCGCGUACAAGUUGAAGGUGAACUUCGCACGGGACAAACAUCGGUGGCUGGCGGAUGUGAAAGAAGUUGCAGCAUCAAUUUGGCGUGUAUGCUAGCCAGAUUGUGUUACAAAAUCCGUAAAAGAGUACAAAAGAAGAAAAGAAAGAAGGAAGAAAGUGCUCAAAAAGUGAUAACAAGUGCCAAGCAAGUGUGUAAGUGUGGUAUUAAUUUAUAAGUUGGGAAGUUUGCAAAGAAGGUUGUGGAGAGAAGAAAAGUGCAAAGUUAAACAAACAAGUCUGAGAAUAGAGUAGUACAAGUCGUUAGUUAAUUUACCGCGACUUAACGCGCGGUGCUGCUAACUGAAGUUCGCGUGAGUGUGCUUCCAAGAUGACCUUGCCAGAUGUGCUGAAUCCGAGCCCGGAGGUGGUGGAACAGCUGAGGGAGUCUUUUCGGCAGAAGAUGAAAAACGACGAAUUGAAAAUUCCACCUGGCGGAUUUCACCCGCAUGACCUGAACAAGAUCUUCGCCAACGACGUGUGGCUGACAAAGUUCCUGGAGAACAACGAUCUGGACAUGAAGGCAUCGCUGCAGCAGGUCUGGGACACCUGCAAGUGGCGAAAGACACAGAACAUUAAUGAAAUCAGCGAGGAGAACAUCCGCAUGGACUACGUGAAAGAAGGCAUCAUGUUUCCACGGGGGAAGGACCUCGACGGGAAGACGCUGUUCAUCUACCGGGCAAGUUUGUACACGCGAGGGUCCAAAAGUCUAGACGAAAUGAAACGAAUGUUCCUGUACUGGUUGGAACGAAUAAUUCGCGAAUCCAACGACGAUUACAUUACGAUCGUAUUUGAGCUGUCCGACGCCGGACUCAGCAACGUAGACAUGGAGUAUACCAAGUAUAUCAUUGGUACGCUGAAGAACUACUAUCCAUACUCGCUUAACUAUAUUUUGGUGUUUGAUUUGCCAUGGAUACUUAACGCCACAUUCCAAAUCAUCAAACGCUUGCUACCGGCAAAGGCCGUCGACCGGCUGAAGAACAUCAACGGCAAGUCCAUCCGAGACUACGUCGACGAGGACAACAUGCUCGCGGCUUGGGGCGGAAAGGACGACUACGAGUUUACGUUUGUUCCGGAAGUGAGAGGCACCCCGGAACCGGCACUGACAAACAACAACUCCAUCAAUCAUAACAACAAUAGCAGCAACAUCAACGGCUUCAAAAAAGUUCACUUUGAAAAGCUCAGCCCGAAGGACUCCCCGAUGAACGAGUCGAUCAACUCCAACUUUGAAAACGGUGACGGCGAAAUGUUACGAAUAAUUCCACAAAACGUAAUUGCAUUUACCAAGUCCGGCACGGAGCUGGUCGGCAACGUGGAGAUCAUCAACAUUGAUACGAAACCCGUCACCUAUAAGAUCAAAACGACAGCCCCGGACAAGUUCCGGGUACGACCGAGCACCGGCGUGCUAGCGCCGUCCGCAUCCGCCACCGUGAACGUGGUCCUGCAGCAGGGCCAAACCAUCAACACGCUUAGCCGGGAAAAGUUCCUGGUCAUGUGCAUGGGCCUGGGCAAGGAGAUGUCGACAAACUCCCACGACGUUGCGGAACUGUGGAAGAACACAGCUGCCAACAGCGGCCACAUCGAGCAGCACCGACUCAAGUGCGCAAUCCCCGCCAACCUGGACCUGGACUUUAGCAAAGGAGGGAUGCCCCUGUACGGCAGCGCCGGCGGAGGUCCCGGCGGGGACAUGAACAUUUCCGGCGCGGGUGGCUUCGGUGCUGUGGGAGGGGACAAACAGUUCCAGCACUUCCAGCAAACGAUUGCCCAGCUAGGUGACGCAAACCAUCGGUUGGAGUCCCAACUCAAGUUCCAGCAGACGCUGCAGUGGAUCACGCUGGCACUGUUUGUGGUGCUGUCCAUCGCGAUCGUGUACAUUCUGAAGGCCGAGAUCAAGAACAGCGUCGCGACGCACUACUGAUUCGGAAGCAUGCAUGACAACGUCUUUAGUUUUUUUUUCUUUCUUUUUUUUCUGUGCGUCGCCUCUAACGAAGAACGACGGAAAGGGCGCACGUCGUACCGGAUGUAAUCCAAGGGAGUUUCAAGCGUAACUUCAAAAUCUAGAUUCAAUUUUGUAACUUUUAUGCCCUCUAGUUUGGCCUAUUCGUUUCUCGUUUAAUUUUUCGGUAAAGUCGCUAUUAUCCACUCGUCAUUGCGAUCAGCAGAUGGUUCUCGGAUGGUUCAGGUAAAAUAAGGUUACUUGUACAAAAUUUGUCGAUGGCUUUUAAUUAACGAUAUUUUAGUUGUACCAUAAUUUAAAAUAUAGUCAGUGGAUUGUAUUAUUUAAUUGUGAAUUAAAUUGCAUGGCAGAAAUAUAGUGACAGUUUAUCGAAAGAAA
Culex pipiens pallens (northern house mosquito) is the source of this 2753-nucleotide messenger RNA. RefSeq names its product motile sperm domain-containing protein 2-like. The coding region runs from base 750 to 2336 and encodes 528 amino acids. Lineage: Eukaryota; Metazoa; Arthropoda; Insecta; Diptera; Culicidae. The transcript is spliced from 9 exons. The record is from RefSeq and is a predicted model, not a curated record.